AUGCCUGUCAAUACUAGCACUGGCUUCAUGCGUCCAGACCUCUUCUCACCUCUCCUUCCUCCAGCGUACUUGUGUUCCAACAAAUCUCCCCUCACUUACUGGAAAAUUCCUGAUCAGAUCAACUGCACACGAAUUUUGCCACCCGCUUAUGCAACUCCUCGGGCUCUUACGAUCAAUGUUUACCGUCCAAACACCAUUCGCUAUCAAAGUACGGCUCACGUGUGUCGCAUAAUUUCACAGACUACAAAGUACUCUGUCAAUUUCUUUGGUGCGAGGUCGCAAACUACGACCACAGCUGAAUCAGCAGUUCCUCUAGGUAUUUGCAAGCAUAUGAUCCGUGACAAAGCCUGUGCAUACGGUGAGCUUAGCGCGGUGGGCACUGUAUGGAAAACUAGGAAUAAACUGGAUUUCGUAUGGCCCUCAGCACCCUUUCAGUGCUGCUCGGAAAACAGUGUCACGACUACAGUAUUCGCCUAUCACGGCUCAUCUACUGUCGAAAGCCCUAUUGGCACACUGUCCGGCUGUCAUUAUAGAGACGGGUUUUGUACUACUAACACCGGAGCAGCCGUCGUAUGGUCACCGCAACACAACGAACAGUGCAGGUACAUAUUAGUUUCGCCCAUGAAGGGCACUUUGCUAGAUAAGGUUUGGCUCAGUGAGUCCAAAGAAUUUGCUCUCUCUUUUGCUUUGGCCGACCCCCGACAGCAUGAUUGUGGCCAUCGCCUUAUAAUCACCGAUCAGGGUUACGGUGUUGAAAUCAUAUCCACACAAGUUCGGUCUAAACGGGAAACGCUUAACCCCUUCCUUCAACAAGUCGGAGUAGCUACUACGAACCAAUUAGCGGCCCAACUUUUAGCUGUAGAGGACAACAUGCAACAUUUUCUAAAUAAUUCCUUUCAUCAUUCAAUCCUACAUCUUUGCAAGUCAGUGAAUUCCCUCAGUAGAUCUCUCAGUAGUGCUAUAUCGGCUCAUCCUACUUUGGCGAUGCGUAAAAUUUUACACAGGUCCGACAUUGAAGCCGUGUAUGUCGGUGACAAUGUGGUCCGUACGAAGUCUUGCGUGUCCAUUGACAGCUCCCUCUAUAAGUUAAUGAAAUUCAACGGUUCGUGUUUUUCAUUACCAUCAGUGUUUAUAAGGCUUCCAGACGGCUCUCAUUGGAAAACCUUCAUUGACCCCAUUACCAAGAUCCUAACCACUCAGGCGUCGCCUGUUGAGUGUAAAGAACGUAUGAUGUUCGAAUUCGCGAAUAACAACUCAAUCACGCGAUAUUAUCCAAUGACAGGGCAUCACGAGAUCGUGUUACCAUCCCUCAUUACCGUAAUACCAGACGCCGUUAAUCCCGCUAUCCACGAGGUCAAGCCAGCCCUUACACUUUUUCAUAACCUCGUGCUCACAAAUAUUAGCGAGUUCCUCCCCAACUUACAUUUUAACGAAUUGUGGUCUGCAAUAGAGGGCACCCAAGCGGCGUUGGACGCUCAUUUGGAGCCGCAUCCUUCCCAGGAUCUUCCCCCUUCAUUUACUCAGUCCAUCAAAUCUCCUUUCACGUUUCAGCCUUUCUCUCUCCUCUUAUCAUAUCUCUAUCAACCAUGGGUCAUCACAUGCUGUUUCAUUGUAACAUUUAAAACGGUGGUUCCCUUACUUGCCAUGUAUAUGUCUUUUGCCUCCCCUACGCCUUUUACGCACAUCCUGCACCGCUUUCAACAAGCACGGCGUAUUCCAAGUAGCGCGAUGACAUUACGGGAUCACAUACCUACACCACCGUCCACAACGGAACCAACAAAUACUCAGCAUUCUUUUCCUACAGUAACAAUGCACAUCGCAGAUAUCGUCAUUCACCCUAUCCUUCAUUUCACAAAAAUUCGUUGCGUACCACACGCGGAUUCGAUCUAUGAAGUGAUUUUAGGAAACGACACCCUCACAUUGCUACCCAUGAUGUCCAUUCACUUCGGCGAUCAAAAGGUGUCCUUCGGAUCUACAGUACUCCCAUUUGGUAAAUUCGCCGCGCGCCUUCCUUCCGUAAGUAGCCAUAUCCAUCAUGUUCGCGCGGUGCGCACCAUAACACUACCACCUAACUCUGAGUCUUUCGUCUCAUGCGUGGUCCAAGAUCCCUCGCCCUCAAGAGACCUUAUGCUAAUCUCACAAUGCGAAAAACUCGUCGAAAGGGACCUCAUUGUAGCUCCCGCAAUUAUUUCAUCUCAGCAACCGGUCCUUCUGAUCUCAAAUCUGACCAAUCAGUCAGCUACUCUGUACGAGGGUAUGCGUCUGGCGAAGGCCAUCGCAGUCACUAAUGAUGAGCACACGCUGUCUGAGGAUAACCUCAAUUCCCCACCGGCGAUUUCAUGCGUCGCGGACAUUACGCCAAGGGAUCCGUCUUACAAAGUCGACCUUGAUCACUGUGAUUUGAAUCCCAAACAACGUUGCCAACUACAGCGUCUCCUUGAUUUAUUUUCAGACGUUUUCUCUAAGCAUCAAUAUGAUAUAGGAAGCUGUACAGCUGGGAAAGUGCAUAUUUUCACGACAAAUGACCCUCCGGCGAAAAUCCGACCAUAUAGAAAACCCAUUCUAGGCUUCCCCAAUUAUGACAAGCAAUUCCACAUUUUCACAGAUGCUAGUGCAUUUGCACAAGCAGGCGCUCUCAUGCAAGAGUUCGAGGAAAAUACGAAUAAGUUCUACGCAGUGGCUUACUGUAGCCGCACUUUGAGUGAAACUGAGCGCCGCUGGCCUGCAGUUCAAAUUGAGCUGGGUGCUAUUAUCUACGCCUUACGCCAAUUCAAACCAUACAUAUGUAUGACAAAGCCCAACACUUCCCAUGACGAACUUCAUGACAUCAUUGAAUUCCCCAUCAGUUUACCACUGACUUGCCGCGUAUCAGAGGAACACCAGUUACCCGUGGUUAUGCCGUGUCGUACCUUCAUCAGAGGUAUGGACCAUUCUGUGAACAUGGCAGAAGAACAGCAAAAAGACGAGUUCCUUCAAAAGGUAUUCCAUUUCAAACAGGAUAAUUCUGCAGUUUCCUCAUUCACAGACCAGGAAAAAGCGUCAUUAACCGAUUUCGCGAGCAAAGUUACGGUUGCAUCUAACGGGUGUCUGUAUUAUCGUCGGGAUAAUUCACCAGCUCCCUUAUUACUAAUACCUAGUUCACUUCAACCCCUCGUCAUUAACGCCCAUCACAGCAGCGCCCUGUCUGGCGGACACAUGGGAUGGAGAAAAACACUCGCUAAGAUAUUGCGCAAGUACUAUUGGCCAUCAGUCUAUGCUGAUGUUCACCAGUGGUGUCAAGCAUGUAUGACGUGCCAGAUGCGGAGCAAACCAAAUCCAGCGUAUAAAGAACGACUAAUACCAGUGCACAGUGAAGCAGUUUUUGCAAAGGUGGGCUUAGACCUAUGUGGACCACUCAAAAUAACUGAACGAGGUAAUCGCUAUAUUUUGAAUAUGAUUUGCUGGUUUACACGCUACGUCAUUUCUGUGCCUCUACAAGACGCACGCGCUAAUACCAUUGCUCAUGCACUUCUCACGGAAUGCGUACUCAAAUAUGGAACCAUGUCCGAACUGAUCUCCGACCAAGCUUCCAGCUUUACAUCCCAUUUCUAUCAGGAGUUCUGCAACCUGCUGUACAUUCAGCAUCGAUGCGCCACACCCUAUCAUUCCAUGGGAAAUGGGGCAACAGAACGUACUUUUCGUACCUUUGAAGAAGAUUGGGAUCUUUUCUUACCAUGCGUCACUUUCUGCUACAAUACUACUAUAAAUGAGGCUACGGGUGAAUCUCCUUACUUUCUAUUAUUCGGACGCGAUCCCAUUUUCGUUAUCGACCGUAUCCUUAACCCACAGGAACCAACUUCUAUACCUGAUUCCAACGGAGUAUUGGACUACCGAGCGCAGCUGGUUUCAGCUCUGCAACUUGCAUGGUCUAAUGCGGCCGAUUUUGCACGCAACUAUAAAGCAAAAAUGAAACUCGGGUAUGACAAAACAGCCCGACCAUCAUCUAUUCAAGUCGGCGAUCGAGUAUUUUUCAAAAAUUAUACGAACAAGCAGGGGUUGGCACGCAAAUUAUGCUUUCCAUGGAUUGGUCAGUUCCGCGUUAUCCAGAUGGAUCCACCACAUGCCACAAUCGUGAGCAUUACUUCACCACAAGCCAAGCCACGUAGAGUGCAUUUGAAUCAGAUCAAAAAAAUAUUCGAGUGCACCGGCCCGGCUUCAACCCUUCCCACGAUUCUUGAGGAGGAGGAGGAGCUAGUGACUCAUCUACCGACCGCGUCUAUCAAAGGGUACGAUCACGCCGUUACCCACAACAGUCCUACCAUGAUACCCCAGCAAGCUUCACACCCUUAUAACCUCCGGCCACAUACUGCACCCCCUGAUAUGGAUCAAUCGGUGGUGGAUGUCACUAAUGAACCGCCACCACAACAGGACGAUGUGCCGAUGGACACCGAGGAGCAUAGCGACCAGCUGGCGUCACUCGUAGACAAAACUUCUCUACGGCCUCCCAGUCCUUCCUUUAUUGCGGUCCCAAGCACAGCUGAAAAAGUUCCGUAUGAACCACCUGAGGAAGAUCUGAGACAUAAACCCAGCCGACCGAUGGAAAGUUUUGAGAACCACCCAUGGGCUCACCUGCUCAAGCCAAAACUGGUCCCUUUAAUGACCCCUCACUAUGAUACUAAUCUCGAAGUGUCGCGUUUCGAAAAGAUACCUAUUUCAGGGUACACAGGACUAAUUGAAGGACUCUUUCCACCACCCUCACUCAACGAGGCACCAAGCGCCCGUUUACCCCUUAGUAUUUUAGAAGCAGUCGGCCCAAAAGCCAUCGAAGCUUUCCGUCAGAACAACGACAGCGCGCAUUUGAUUGCAUGGCGUCGACAAGGGAAGCCGCUCCCAACAAUGCCAAUAGUACCAGCCCAACCUAAGCAUAAAGACAACUCUUACGUGCACGGCCUCGUGUUCGACGGUGAUAUAGCCCCCGUUUUAUACCGGUCAAGACCUUCUUCGUUAGAGACCGUUCAUGUUGAAGUCGCUCUACCAGACCGACUCGAUCUACAUACUAUUCAGUUAGAUCCCUACGCAAUCAACAUAUGCACCGACCAAAGAGGAAUUGAUUUGACAAAAAUUCUUAUUGGUGACCUCGUCUAUGUGUAUUCACUGGCCGUUACAAUGAAAUUCGCUAAUUCCGAUAUGGCCCUACCACAAACGGUAGGCGAGGCAGUGGCGUACCGCAAACCCAACGUAUGGCGAGUUGCGCGAUUCGCACUCUUACAUAGAGAUCUCAGCCUACAAUGGGAUUCGUAG
This is a messenger RNA of Cooperia oncophora, 5280 nucleotides long. Lineage: Eukaryota; Metazoa; Nematoda; Chromadorea; Rhabditida; Trichostrongylidae. The record is from the annotation of a GenBank genome assembly.